Messenger RNA from Puccinia triticina, 2952 nucleotides. RefSeq lists its product as uncharacterized. The coding region runs from base 1 to 2952 and encodes 983 amino acids. Gene Ontology annotation, cellular component: plasma membrane. NCBI's taxonomy places the organism in Eukaryota, Fungi, Basidiomycota, Pucciniomycetes, Pucciniales, Pucciniaceae. The transcript is spliced from 8 exons. The record is from RefSeq and is a predicted model, not a curated record. Gene Ontology annotation, biological process: cell motility; actin filament organization.
AUGAACACCCCCAUCUCCCCCAGCUCAUCCUCCUCCUGCCAGCCAUCCUCAGCCAACACCCAGGCCACCUCGCUCCACCACCAGCAGCAGCAGCAGCAGCAACUACUCCACCCACAGCCACAACACUACUCGCCCUCAUUCGACCAGACCAACCCCAUCGGAAUCACCCCGCAGCUCACCCAGACCGCACCCGAACUCACCACCCUGCCCACCAUCCUCAUCACCUACAAACACCCCAGCUCAGCCAACCCGCGCUCGGUCAAGGCGCGCAUCGACAGAAACGUGCCCCUCGAUGAAGUCAUCCGCCAGCUCUGCCGAUCAACCCAGCUCGCACUCGACGAGCCCGCGGAGAUGUUCUGUCUGCGGGAUGCCUCGAACAACGAGCUGAUCACCCCUGACAACGUCUUCAGCAAGAUCGAAAACGGGCUGGGCUCACUCAAACUGGUCAAGUCGCCGACCAUCGAAGCACGCGACAUUGCCGAAAAACUCGCGUCCGUCAACCUCACCGAAUCCAACCAAGCCCAGCAGAAUCAGGACCAUCUCAAAGCAAUCAAACUGCCGCUGUUCAGCCUAAAGGACUAUCUAAGAGAACCUGAAUUCUCUAGCGAAUUCCAAGAAAGAGGCGGCUCGCGUGAACUGCUCCGACUAUGCAAAACGUCAACCGGCAAUACCUUGGCCUACGCACUCUCAGCACUCAAAGUGAUGAUCGAUCAAUCGACAGCCGAACAGCGCAGACGAUGGGAACCGAUCCUGGCCGACCGGCUCGUCACCCUGGUCAUCAGCAACGCCCCCAUCAAUGUCCUCAGACCCACCACCGCCAUCCUCCAGAAAUUCAUCGCUCACGACUCGUCUGCCUCCCCCCGACUAGCCUUCGGGGCCAUCUGCGGCGUGCUCGAGGCGGCCGGGGAUAAGGAAGAUCUGUUCUGUUUGCUGGCCCGCCGGAUAGGCUCCGGAUCCACCUCCGACUUCAGCCUCUCCCAGGUGAGCUUCGCACUCGUCAACGCACUCAUGCGAGCAGCCCUCUGGGAGGACGCCCGGCAGGACUAUGUGGGCUGGUUUAUGGAGCGCAUGGAGCGUGCAGGCAUUCGCAGAGCGGUGCUGAGGCUCGGCGAGGGGCGGGCAGACGAGGCGUUCGACGAGGUCGAGGCGGACAUCCUCACCUUCCAGCGAAACCUGGUGCUCAUGAACCGUCGGCUGAUCCGGACGACCGUCAACUCGGAGUGUGCAGAACAUGUCGAGCAGCUCAUGGAGAUGGCCAGCCGGGCCCGCGAGCUCGAUGCCCGCCAUAACGCGAGCAGGGAGGAGGGCGACGAGGAGCGCACGGGUGAGGACGAGCUGGAAGCACGGAAGUGGAAGACGCUCGGCUUCGACUCGGCUAACCUGCUCGACGACUUUGAGAAGGUCGGCGUCUUGGGCCUCAAGUUGAUGUUCAGAUUCAUGACCACCCGCGCAGCCGAAUUCGACAAGUUUAUUGCCGAACAAUUACUCAAGCCUGACGGGCGAAGAUGUCCGUUUGCAAAAGCAUCGAAUAAAUGCACCGAAAUCCUUAUCGACCUUUACGAGUGGAAUGUAGCCGAUGCCCAAGCCGAUCAACUGAUCACCGUCUUCAAGCCGUUCAUGCUCAACUACCCCAAACUGCACCAUUUGGCCCUAGAUUUCUUCAAGCUGAUGUGGAAUGAAUCCGGCGCAACCACGAAUGAUUUCGAACGGGUCGGAGUCCUCGUCCGAAGCCAUCUACGAAACGCGCUGAGGAAUCUGGAAGACUCCAAAGGAUCCGUCAAGAUCAGUUGGAUGAAUCUGGUCAGAGAAUUCGAGAAUGGCGAGUACAUGAAGGUCCGUGAUCGGCAGAUGCAGGAGUUGGCCAUGGAGGAUAGCAUGUGGAAUAAAACCCCCGUUAGGAAUUUAAGGGGAAAACUAUACCAAAACGCGUUCGAAUUCGUCAAGACACAACGGAUCAACACCUUACUAGCAGGCUGUUGGUUUCCGCACUAUCCGGAGCGCAUCGCGACGACUAAUUCGAACCAUGGGAGCAGCAAAUUAGGCUUUUCGGUGCCCAGCUUGCGCGCUCAUUCUCAAUUCAGUAACUCGAAAAACAGUAAUGUGUUACUUGAUCCGAGCCACAACAAUAUCGUCCCGCGAUGGAGGUUCUAUCGGUUGGCGCCGAACAAGAAGCAUCUGCAUUACCUCGAGACUCAGCAGCCUGUGCCCGUGUCAAGCGGCGUGGAAGAGCUGCCAGACCGAAUUGAUGUGUCGCUGAUUACGUCGAUCCUGAGCGGCUCGGGGACGAGCAACAGUUCUUCGAAGCAGCAGCAGCAGCAACAACAAGCGCGCGAAAGCAGCCAAGAGAACCAUCCCUACCUCGACCGUCGACCAUCGUCGCCGCGCCGGGUGAGCAGCACGUCGUCGUCGAGCGCCAGCGACAGCUUCGUCAUGCUCGCUACCAACGAGGCCCAUCCGAAGAAGGCCGGGCAGGCCACCACCGGCCAGCUCCAUCACGCCAGCAUCUCGCUCAUGAACGGCGACCAUCUCCUGCUCCGUCUGUUCCCUUCCAACACACACAUCUACAGCGAAUGGUUCGAUGGACUCAACCUGGUCAAGUCGAUCACCUCUCACAUCCCCUUCCGUCCCCCCGCGGUCUCCAUCGACCACCCCCACGACCCCGCCUCAUCCUCCUCCUCCCCGCUCAUCAGCACAUCCCUCGCCCCUCCCCUCAAACCGCCCCACUCAAGCUCUCAACAGUACUCCCUCAACUCCGUCCCCAUGCCCAACGUCGAGGGCACUAUGACCACCCAGGAAACCGCCGAGAUCGUGUACAGCUUGACCCAGAUCGGGACGAUGAUCAAGUUGCUCGACCUCACCGGCGAACGCGUCGACGUCCCCAAUCAGUUGAAUGUGCCCCCGGUGCCCCUCAGUAGUAACUUCUUUUACGCGAGCGAGGGCCAGAUGUUUUGA